This is a messenger RNA of Lasiosphaeria miniovina, 447 nucleotides long. RefSeq lists its product as uncharacterized. The annotation marks the transcript as partial. Lineage: Eukaryota; Fungi; Ascomycota; Sordariomycetes; Sordariales; Lasiosphaeriaceae. The transcript has a single exon. The record is from RefSeq and is a predicted model, not a curated record. Gene Ontology annotation, biological process: spliceosomal complex assembly; peptidyl-serine phosphorylation; regulation of mRNA processing. Gene Ontology annotation, molecular function: protein serine/threonine kinase activity; ATP binding.
GGCUUCUACGCAGUGCACCUCAGCGACGUGUACGACGACGACGAGGGGGGGGGGCGGUACCGCGUCGCGCACAAGCUCGGCUUCGGCGGCUUCUCCACUGUGCGACUCGCCCGCGACGCGCUCGCGAGCUGCUGGGUCGCCUUGAAGAUUGUCGCUGCGCGAGAGUCGCCUACGUACAAUUACGGAGGGGAUGCCCGCGCUGCUGCGGCGAUCGCCGACUCGCGUCUGUUCGCCACGGUCGAAAGGGAGUUCUGGUUCGACGGGCCAAACGGAAGGCAUCUUUGUCUAGUGUCCCCGGUCCUGGGCCCCGACCUGGCCAGGCUGUCGAACGGCAUCUACGCGAGAAUCACCCCGCAGUUUUCUAGAGAGGUGACUCUGCUGUCCGCGCGAGCUCUGGCGCACAUGCAUGCAAACGGGUGUCACGGCGGUAAGUCGAGUUGCCUCUCU